UCCAGCCUCGCUGCUUCCAACCGUCUCCUAUCGUUCCUGGAAAUGUAAACUUUCCCGGGUUUCAGUUGUUUCAAAUUUGGCCCUGCCAGCGUCCUCAGCAGCCAAUGAAAAGGGAAAUACAAACGCGCUGAGAUCUCAGCUUACAUUCCUGCGCAUGAGCGGUGACCCGAGCGGAAACCGGAGCCGAGGGGCCGGGGCGUGGCCCGAGCGUGGAGAUUCCGCGCAUGCGCUCAGCUCGCUUGGUGUGUGCCGCUGCCGCCGGGAGUCACCUGGAGGCAAACUUUUUGAUUCUACAAUAGCUGAUGAGGGAACAUGGACUUUGGAGGACAGAAAAAUGGUUCGUAUUGUUCUUACAAAGACAAAGAGAGAUGCAGCAAAUUGUUGGACUUCUCUUCUAGAAUCUGAAUACGCAGCUGAUCCUUGGGUGCAAGACCAAAUGCAGAGAAAACUUACAUUAGAGAGAUUCCAGAAAGAAAAUCCUGGUUUUGACUUCAGUGGAGCAGAAAUCUCAGGAAACUACACUAAAGGUGGACCAGAUUUCUCAAAUCUGGAGAAAUAACUGCUAUUUUUUCGCUGCAUUCUGUGAACCCUAGCAGAUGUUGCCAACUUGAUCAAAGGAACAAAUUAUAUGGUGGAAGAAAAAUGUGGAUGCCUACAGUUAACAAAUUGCAAAAUAUAUUUAAGUAUGGUUCUAAAAAUUGCAUUCAAAUAUGAUUUACAUAGGAAACCUCUUAAAUACUGUGGUAACUAUUAAUAUAUGGUAACUUUUUUUGGACUUGG
Molecule: messenger RNA, 780 nt
Organism: Eptesicus fuscus (big brown bat)
Lineage: Eukaryota; Metazoa; Chordata; Mammalia; Chiroptera; Vespertilionidae
Gene: NUDCD2
Product: NudC domain containing 2
Exons: 4
Coding region: 155-559 (134 amino acids)
Biological process (GO): protein folding
Cellular component (GO): cytoplasm
Source: RefSeq, a predicted model, not a curated record